AUGGAUUCAUCUGGCCAUAAUUCAACAGCACUCUCUAAUGCCCCAUCAUCAACAAGAGGUGGAGGGAUUAAUAGAAUGAAGCAACAUCUUGCAGGAAAGUUUGGUGAGGUUGGGCCAUGUAAGAAAGUUCCAGGUGAUGUUAGGUAUCGAAUAGAAGAGGCUUUGAAAGCAAUUAUUGAGAAAAAUAAACGAAGUGAGGAAUCUAAUCCCUUUGGUCGGGUUGUUUUUGAGUUUGAGGAUGAUGCUGAAAUUGAAGAAAUAAUUCCACAACGCAAUAACGGCAUCUUAAUUAAUGAAGGUGGUGGUAGUAGGAAUAAAAGAUAUAAAGUUCCUACUUACCAUGAAGUUCGAGUUCCGUUAUUGAAUGACUCAAAGAAAGAGCUUCAAUUGUUUAUUGACUCUAUAAAGAGUACUUGGGCUAAUACUGGGUGUACAAUUAUGAGUAAUGGUUGGACUGAUGGUAGACAUAGAACUCUCAUUAAUUUUCUUGUCUAUUGUCCUAGAGGAAUCACUUUUGUUAAAUCCAUUGAUGCCUCUGAUGUUGUAAAAGAUGCUCCUCUUCUUUUUAAAUUGUUUGAAGAAAUUAUUGAGUGGGUGGGAGUGAGCAAUAUUGUGCACAUGGUGACAAAUAAUGGGGCAAAUUAUGUUGCUGCUGGAAGACUUGUUAGUCAAACUUAUAAGAAUAUUAAUUGGUCUCCUUGUGAAGCACAUUGUUUGAACUUAGUGUUAAGUGAUAUUUCCAAGUUGAAUCAUGUAAAAGAGCUUGCCUCUAGAGCAUCAAGUGUGACGAGAUUUAUUUACAAUCGCCCAUGGUUGAUAGCUUGGUUGAGGAAAAGGAAGGGAUGGACUGAAAUUGUGCGCCCAGGAGCAACCCGUUUUGCCAUUACUUUCAUUGCAUUGCAUAGUAUUCAAAAACAUAUGCAUGAUUUGAAAGCCUUAGUGACAAGUAAGGAUUUUGUUGAUUCAAGGCAUGCAAAAGACAAGAAAGCAAAAGAAGUUGUUGCUAUCAUUUUAGAUAGUAAGUUUUCAAAUGAUUGCUUGAUCAUUGUUAAGAUUGUUGAGCCACUCAUGAGAUUGUUGCGUAUUGUUGAUGGAGAUAAAAAACCUUCAAUGGGAUAUGUAUACGAGGGCAUGUACAGGGAAAGAAUAGCAAUUAAGAAUGUUUUCAUGAAGAAAAAACGAUUGUACAAGCCUUAUACAAGUAUUAUCAAAGAUCAUUGGGAUAGGACAUUACGCAAAAAUAUCCAUGCUGUGGCUUAUUGGUUGAAUCCGACUUUUCAAUAUGAUCAAUCAUCAUUUUGCAAAAAACCAGAGGUUAUGGCAAGCAUGCUUGAUGUGAUAGAAACAAAAGCUACAUGUAGCAAGACAAAACUCUUGGAUGAAGCAAGAUUGUUUCGAGAUCAAUUAGAAAGUUUUGGAAGAGAGCUUGCUACUAUUACAUCCAAGACAACACAACUAGAUGAAUGGUGGAGGUUAUUUGGCCAUAGUACUCCAAAUUUGCAAAAGUUUUCUAUUAGAAUUCUUAGCCAAACUAGUAGCUCUUCUGGAUAUGAAAGGAAUUGGAGUGUUUUUGAACGUAUACAUACGAAGAAGGGGAAUAGAUUGGAACAUCAAAGGCUUAAUGAUCUUGUAUAUAUUCAUUAUAAUUUGCGGUUGAAGAAUAGGCAUUUCAACAAAAUGAAGAACUACGAUCCGGUUGAAAUUGAAAGUAUUGACAAAACCGAGUUUUGGAUUGUUGAAGAUGAAGAAGAGCCUCCUCUUCUUGAUUUUGAUGAGUUGGAACAAAUGCCUUAUCAAGAAAUUCCGGCUCCAUAA
Messenger RNA from Camellia sinensis, 1815 nucleotides. NCBI's taxonomy places the organism in Eukaryota, Viridiplantae, Streptophyta, Magnoliopsida, Ericales, Theaceae. The record is from RefSeq and is a predicted model, not a curated record.